Molecule: messenger RNA, 1761 nt
Organism: Lachancea sp. 'fantastica'
Lineage: Eukaryota; Fungi; Ascomycota; Saccharomycetes; Saccharomycetales; Saccharomycetaceae
Source: the annotation of a GenBank genome assembly
AUGGGAUCUUUACCAUCAGACUUACCGAAGGAAAUAUGGCUGAGUUUAUUUGGUUAUUUGGAUAGCAAGGACUUGCUUAGCUUGAGAGCGUGCUCGCAUGAGUUCAAUGAGCUGGUCAAAACCCAGUCGAUAUGGAUUUCAAGAUGCUACAAAAGAUGGUUGGAAAUAGAAAGUGAGGAUCCUUUAAUUGAACAAUCAGAUGAGCAUUCAAGGGUACGUCCAAAAGACGAUUGGUUUUAUUAUUUUAGGUACCGAAAUCGAAUUGAUACACACGUAAUGAACACGCUAAUCAGCCUUUCGAAAGGUACAUCGAGGGAAUUGGAUAACUAUGGCGAUUUGAUGGAAGGUCUGUCAAAAUUUGGCGCUUUAACGGUACCGCUGUUGCGAAAAAUCGAAUUGGAAGGUUAUAAAGAACAACAUAGCUUUGUUGUCACAUAUCUCGCUCGACAGCUAAUGCUGAUGUUACGGCAUCGAAGUUUUUUCCAGCUUAUAGACGACGCAUUUGCUACAGGUGCCAACGAAUGGGUUCAUUACGCUGAAGUAACCGCUUUUCUUCCCUUGGCAACCAUGGAUCUUGCCUUCAACCGUCUUUUACCUCACAGAAACAAGAUAUUUGCGCAGGUUAAUCUGCAAAUAGAACAAACCUUUGAAGACCGGUCGCAGUUUAUGAGAAUGCCAUCUACACUUCGACUGGACAACAUCAUGAAACAUCUCUUUCAGGCGUUGGACGUCGCCCGAGGUGAUCGACUUCCGCAACGAUCACGCUAUGUUCUAGACGAUUUCUUACUGUUAAGGGUGUAUUCAGGGGAAGCUAAGGGCCACCCGAUGCUGCUACUUGCCAUUAUACAGACGAUUUCCGCAAUGUACAAUAUUGAGACGGUACUAUGUGAGAGUUUUUUAAUUGUUCGCGAUGAUCGCAUCCGCAAUGGCGAAACGUACGUUACAAUAUCCCAAGCGGGAUACCCAAGGAUUUUCACGAGGAACAACCUCGUGGAAUCUAUGCUGCGUUCAGUGCCCGAUAGACAGGUGGUUUUAUCCUCCGUAUUGCCGAAGUUACUUCAACCGCUGAAGCUGCAAGACUUAUUGCGCAAAGUAUUCGACGAAUUUUCCCCUCAAUGCAAGAAAUCAUACUGGGAUUUGGCGUCUGAUAGAAGGAUGGAAUCUCUUUGGUCUUUGAUGCCGUUUAGCAGAGUUCCAGCCCAAUAUUUGGACUAUGAGUACUAUCAAAUGUUUUGGCAACUACGGAUGGCCUCAUCCCAAGGACAAAAGACGGCGCUGCUGGGAAAAUCGUUUCUGAGAUUCGCUACUUCUCGUUAUCCCCACGAUCGUCUUGUGCUGCAUCAUUUGAUUCACAUUGAAGAAGGUGAAGAGGAAAAAGAAUUCUCCGACACGUUUCUAAACGGGCCACAAAGCCUGCAUCCUCUGUUUGCGAGGUAUUCAGCCGAGAAAUGCAAUCAGUCCCUGGUGGGCUUUAUAGUCCAGGAAAAGAAUCGAGACCUCGUGCAAAUAGUUGUGGCCACCAAAAUGUCGCCGCGAGGUUCUCUGUAUGUCAGUUUACUGAACCCAUUUGGCGAGCUUAUGGUUCUUUCGAGCGAGGAUAUCCAAGUUAUAGAGUCUGAUCGGAUCUCACCUGAGCUAGUUUCAGAGUUAUUGCAUGGUUUGUCUUUGUCUGAACUGGGAUUAUUUUUCUCGCAUUUCGACGAGGAUACACACAAGUUUGUCACAAGCCCGAUGUACGCUGCGCACAUUGCCGUUGAGUGA